UUUUAUAAACAUGGCCUAGAAUCUAGAUGAUGUCCAAGAGGCUAGAUAUUUAACUCAAAAAGAUUCAAAAAUUGAAUAGAAUGGAACCGGCGGGUUUAUUCAAAUCCUCCAUGAGAUUUUUCUCCGAUCAAGAACUCUGCUACGCCGAUAUCCUCACUCCUCAAGAGGUCCUGGCGAGAAUUCAGGUAGCGGUCCUCAAUUUCCUCAGAAUUCUCACCUCCUCCACUCCUGCCAUCUCAAAUCUUCCUCUGAUUGAUCGAAGAUCGAGCAACAGCGGGGUGAAUCGAGGAAUUUUGACGGAUGUAUCGUGGAUUUACCUUUCGCACUCUUUUUGCACGAGGUCUUUGAUGAGAGCCAAUGCUGCUGAGGCUUUUGUUAGAGUGUGGAAGCUGAUGGAGAUGUGCUCUCAGAUUCUGCUUCAGGAAAAGCGAGUGACGCAGAGGGAGCUCUUCUACAAGCUACUCUGUGAUUCACCUGCUUAUUUCCCGACUCAAUUGCAUGUCAAUAGGACAAUUCAAGAUGUUGUAGCGUUACUUCGAUGCAGCCGUUAUAGCCUUGGAAUUAUGGCAUCUAGCAGGGGACUCGUCGCCGGCCGUCUACUGCUGCAGGAGCCAGGGGAUGAAGUUGUGGACUGCGCUGCCUGUGGACCUUCUGGAUAUGCUAUUUCUGGUGACUUGAACCUGCUGCAGAAGUUGACUCUGAAGACUGACGCUCGGUACAUAAUUGUAGUCGAAAAGCAUGCGAUCUUUCAGCGGCUGUUGGAGGAUCGUGUUUUCAAUCACUUUCCGAGUAUUCUUAUCACAGCCAAAGGAUAUCCAGACAUAGCCACAAGGUAUUUUCUUCACAGAAUUAGCGAAGAGUUUCCCAAUCUACCAAUUCUGGGCCUAGUUGAUUGGAACCCUGCUGGAUUGGCCAUAUUAUGUACCUUCAAGUACGGAAGUAUUGGGAUGGGCUUGGAGGCAUACAGAUACGCUUGCAAUGUUAAAUGGCUAGGAGUACGAGGAGACGAUUUACAACUGCUACCCCAAGAAUCUUUGGUUUCACUCAAGCCCCGGGACCUACAAAUUGCCAAAAGUUUGAUGUCCUCGGAAACAUUACAGGAUAAUUAUCGUGAAGAGCUGGCUUUAAUGGUCGAUAGAGGGCAAAAGGCUGAAAUUGAAGCUUUGUACCACAAUGGAUUUGAUUAUUUGGAGAAGUACAUAGCUAAAAAGAUUGUUCAAUUUAAUUACAUCUGACAUUAAUUUCAGCCUAGAGAAUAGGGGGUUUUUUGGUAUGCUUUUAAGAUGUGAUUCUAAAAAAAUUUUGCUGGUAA
Messenger RNA from Momordica charantia (bitter melon), 1312 nucleotides. It is a transcript of the gene SPO11-2, whose product is annotated as sporulation 11-2. Gene Ontology annotation, molecular function: DNA topoisomerase type II (double strand cut, ATP-hydrolyzing) activity; ATP binding; DNA binding. Gene Ontology annotation, cellular component: nuclear chromosome. Gene Ontology annotation, biological process: meiotic DNA double-strand break formation; meiotic DNA double-strand break processing; reciprocal meiotic recombination. NCBI's taxonomy places the organism in Eukaryota, Viridiplantae, Streptophyta, Magnoliopsida, Cucurbitales, Cucurbitaceae. The record is from RefSeq and is a predicted model, not a curated record.